GGCUCUUCCAACGGUCCAACUGACGACGCUGCUGGAUGGAGAUAGAGGGAUUGGGGAUUGCUUCGGAGGAAGAGGGGGGUUAAGUUUUCCCCCAUUGCUGUUUUUUUAAGUGCCAUUUACUUCUACAGAGAGAAAGGGAUCGGGGAGGCGUGUGAGGAAGAGUGUUUUCCAGAGAGGAGGGAGUUCUUUCGGAGUCACAGAAGAAGAACUUGAACGGUGAACUAAGUUGAGAGGGGGACCCGCGGAGAAUGGAAACGAACUAAACCCUCCUCACAUCUGUGGACAGUCAGAGCGAGCUUCGCCGUAUAGAUCAUUCUAUGGUUCUAUGGUUACGAGAAGAACUAUGCCGUUUUUGUAUUUGUAGUUUAGUGCCGGCUCGUGGGGUUUAGGAAAGGGAGACGUUGGGAAAAGAACCGGUUUUCCCUGGUACCCUACCGCCGCUGCUUUUGUGUCUGUGAACGGUGGGGAGUUUUUCCUGUUUGACAGGGCCGAUUGUCAAGAAGAAGUAACGAUACAACAAACACACAGGCUCAUCGCCAGCCUCAAGCGGAUUCGGAUUCUUGAUAAUAUGUACUGCUGACAAAGAGUAUCAAAGGAUCCGACACAUUCAAGAGAGACAAAGUGUUGCCAGACCUGCCCCGAUGGAUUGGAGAUAGAGUUCUACUCUUAUCCUGAACUUCAGCCUCCCACAUUCAUCCAGGAUGUCAGAUCCCACGGGGCUGAGCUCAGAGGGGGCCGGGGCGGGCGUGUCCGAGGUUGAUGCCUGUAGUUUGGAGAUAGUGAGGAAAUAUGAUGUCAUCCCUGCCGUGAUCUGCUCCAUGUGUUGCCUCUUUGGCAUCAUCUACUGCUUCUUUGGUUAUCGCUGUUUCAAGGCGGUCAUGUUCCUCUCUGGUCUGAUGUUCGGCUCUGUCAUCAUCUUCCUGUUGUGUCACAAGGAGCAUGUGCUAGACACUCAGCUGAGUGUGGAGGCCAGCGCAGGUAUUGGACUCGGCAUAGGCCUGCUGUGCGGUCUGGUCACCAUGCUGGUGCGAAGCGUCGGCCUCUUCAUGACCGGCUUGCUGCUGGGCCUCCUCUUGGCUCUCGCCGCCCUGCUGGUCACUCACCAGUUUUACACUCCCACCACAGUGUGGGUCCCACUCGGUGCUCUCCUGGGAACGGGCAUGCUGUUUGCUGUGAUGACGCUUCAGUGGCAGAAGCUCUUCACCAUGAUCUCCACGGCCGUGUUUGGGGCAGCCAUCAUGACAGUGUGCGCUGAUUACUUUGUGGAGAUGCUGGCGUUGGCCACGCAUAUGUAUGACUGCCUACGACUCACACCGGGGCCUCCUCUCUGCUGGUACAGCUGGGUCAUUCUGGGCAUCUGGCCCGCCCUCAGCCUCAUCGGAGUGCUGGUUCAAUGGAAACUGACGGAUGACAGUUUCUCACACACUGAGGUUGUUAUCAGUCGGAGACAGAAGAGAGUCCAGCUAAUGCGGAUUCGUGAGAAGGACGCCAAGAAGCGCCAGCAGGCAGGUGGGCAGGAAGGCACAUACCGCCGUAAACCCACCCCAGUGAAACGUUACGCUGGGGAUCUACUGGCACCGAGCUACCUGCAAAGUCUGCGGGACAGACAGAUGGGCACCGGCACUUCCCUUAGCAGCCUGGGAACUGCCAACCACACCAUGAUUGACCUGGACUUCGACACCGGGUCCACUGCCCCCCUCACAACAACGACCCCCGUCAUCAGGGUCUGAGGAACACAAAGAUGCGAAAGGACUGAGUGGUGCUCUCUGGUUCUCCAGCUGUGUCUGCCUUAAGUAGAGUAGAACAAAUAUACUGAUCCCCUAGUCAAGGAUUUACCCUGCCUUCAGACCGACCCGGAGCGAGGACUUGUGUCCGCCUGGGUGUUCAGUGGAAGAGACAGAAUAUGUGUCAAACUCCUGUUUGGUGAAAACUAUAACCACUGCAAGCUGUGUGUUUCUCUGAGAGACACUCCAGACUGAUUUUUACAUAGUAAGGUCCUUGAUUUCUUCUCGUUAUGUAUUAAAUGCUUAAGAAGCAAGUACGAGCCUCAAGAACGAGCGUGUGUCUGUUUUGGUUGUGAAUAGGACAAAGCAAUAUGUUUGACAUUACAUGUACUGUACCUAAACGUUAGUCAUUGCCAUGAAGUGUUGUGUUAUUUCCUGUGUGGUCUUAAAAUUUCUGAAAGUUUGUUGAAUGACUUUUUUUCUUUGUUGUAGAUGGAGUGAGAGUAAAAUAGAAUAUGUAGUAGGAUAAGUGGAAGUAUGAAAGUGAAGCAUAACUAAACAAUGCAAAUGAAAUAGUCUGUUAUUAAAAGCUCUUUGACUGAGCUUUUGGCCGAAUCUUUCCCAGCAGCACUCUUAAUUCUGCGACUUCUUUAUGUGUCAGAAUACAGUAGGUGAAGAUUUGUGUACUGUAAGCUCGCAGAGUAAACUUUUUAUAAUUUAUUUUAUAUAAUGACAAAGUACAUGGUAGAUUUGAAAAAAGGGCAAAAAAACAAAGCAUGUCUGUUGUUCAUUUGUAGAUUUUUAAAUAAUGAUACCUUUUGUUGUUUGGAAUUGGCAGGGACAAAGCACUUUGUUACCUGAACAUGUACAUACCUGUUGAUAGAAAUGUUAAAGAUAAAUAAAUGUGUUUGAUACAAAAACCA
Messenger RNA from Notolabrus celidotus (New Zealand spotty), 2647 nucleotides. RefSeq names its product transmembrane protein 198-like. Bases 702 to 1730 code for a protein of 342 amino acids. The record is from RefSeq and is a predicted model, not a curated record. NCBI's taxonomy places the organism in Eukaryota, Metazoa, Chordata, Actinopteri, Labriformes, Labridae. The transcript is spliced from 6 exons. Gene Ontology annotation, cellular component: plasma membrane.